GGAAUUGGUCAAUUGGUCCAGGUGCCGUCCCCCACGCAGGUGGUGGUGGCGUGUGCGCCUAAUGGAUCGCUUACGAGCCGACGCGCACGGCCCUUGCCUCGGCAUACCCGAGGGGUACCUGGACAGCGUUGUGGUCAAGGCUUACCACGUGGACAUCGCUCUGGCCGUAGAGGAGGCGGCGUUCUCGGGGCUCGUCAGGAUUCCGGUGCACGUCAAGCCGGGGUCGGCGGCGGCGGCGGCCUGCAGAACGUUUUAUCUCCAUGCCGCCGCGGGGCUGCGGGUUUCAGCCGCGAGCGUGAACGGCGUGCCCGCCGUCAUCGUGCGGGGCCGUGCGACGAGCAUCGAGGUACCCGAGGAAGCUGCAGUUUACGGCGGCGAGUCGGCAGUCAUUGAGGUUCAUUUUGCGGGGUUGAUCAGCAAGUUGCGGACCGACGGCUUGUACAUGAUCGAGACCGUGGGCAAGAAGUCGGAUGCAGGUGCGGAGAAAGCAGUAGUGGGAAGGCUGCGGGCGGAAGGCAGCCAAGGGACAGAACAAGAGGGGGGGGGAGGGGGAGAGGGAGAAACUAGAGGACAAGGGGGUAGCAAGGCAUCUAUUGACAUUCGCAGGAACGGUGCUGCCGUUCAGGCUGUCGCCAGCGGCGGCAGCAGCAGCGGCUGCAGCAGCACCCCCCCCAGCAGCACCCUGGCUGCCCAUUCCCCGGGGAUUGUUCUCGGCACGCACCUGGAGCCAACACACGCUCGAGAGCUCCUCCCCUGCGUCGAUCUCCCUAGCUCCAAGGCUGUCUUCCACCUCACUCUUCGCGGGGUCCCGCGGCAACUUCAGGCCAUCUCGAACACCCCGAUACUGCGCACCGAAGACGAGACAGCAGCGGCAGAUGAUGGAGGCUGCCGCUAUGCGGUCAAGACAGUAGUGUUUCAGCCGACCCCCGCAAUGCCCACAUACGUCUUCGGUUUUUGGGUGGGAGAUUUCCAUUGCGUUUCCGCGCAAGCCUUGAUGACCGCUGCCGUUCGGAGCAACGACGUGUCUCCACCGCCGCCACUGCCGGCUCGUUUGGAGGAGGAGGAGGAGGAGGACGCAGUCCAGAUCAACGUGCACGUCGUGCGGGGGGUCGGUUUGAAAGGAGUGGAGUUUGCGUUGGAGUUUGCCACGCGUGCUUUCGAGCUGUUCUCGAAACUGUUCUCGAUCCGGUUCCCGAUUCCAAAGCUAGACCUGAUUGGGCUGCCACAAAUGCACGGGCUUGGCAUGGAGAAUUUCGGGGCGAUUACCUGCCUGCAGGAAUUCCUGGUGGUUACACCCGACACGACGUUCGUGCGACGUCGGCGCAUCGCCCGACUAAUUUGCCACGAGAUAAGCCACAUGUGGUACGGCGACCUGGUUACACCCCACAGCUUCGAUGAACUCUGGCUGAAAGAGGGUAACGGCAGCACGGUCUUCACGAGCACUGUCGACGCUCUGGACCCGUCGUAUCACGUGUGGAACAACUUCAUGAGCGAGGUGUUCGUCCAGGCAAUGCUGGCAGACUUGCAGGAGAACAGCCAUCCGGUGGUGCAACGGCACGACGGCAACAUCGCGAGCAUUCUUGAAAGUUUCGACACGAUAACGUACUGCAAAGGCGCGAGCGUCCUCCGGAUGCUGUACCGCUGCGUUGGUCCCGAUCGAUUCCUCAGAGGGAUGGCGGACUUCGUAGUUUCGCAUCAGUACCGCUGCGCGACUCAGGAGGACCUGUGGAAGGCAGUACAGGGCGUGUGCGACCGCGACGGCGUCGCUUUAGACGUUCGUGGCCUCAUGCAGCCGUGGCUCACCCGCCCGAAGUUCCCCAUGCUCCGCGUGCGGAUGGUGGGCGACGCUCUCAGCAUCACUCAGCAACCUUUCUCCUUCUUCCCGUUUCCUCGCGGCGGGAGCUUUCCUCCUCCAAGCGGGGUCGACUCAGCAGCUCAUAGAGCUGUUAGCCAGGGGGGCGCCGGCGAGUGGGUGGUGAGCAGCGAGGACGGGGCCGGGCGGUCAGCGAAGGUACUCCGGAUGGGUUCCGCCGCCGCCGGGGGUGCGCAAGCGCAAGGCCAAGCUAGCCCGUCGCCGCCGCUUGACGAUAGCACGAGGAGCGAGGGUAGUGCGAGCGCCGCCGCCGAGAUGCAGGUGUCCGAUGAUGAGCGGCCUCCGGUGGCGGGGGUGACGCAAUCUGGUUCGGCCUGCUGGGCUAUUCCGCUGCGGAUUCGAAUGUCGCGGGUGAUGUUGCCGGAGGACGGAGGACUUGGUGCCGCGGGGAGGGGGGAGAGGCACCACGGCGCCGGGCCGGCAGGGGAAGCAGCAGCAUCGGGUAAGGACACGCACCGCUUCCUGUUGGUCGAGAGGUCGACGUCGGUGGCGCUGCGAUGCGAAUCGGCCGAUGCAUCCGUAGGCAGGGUUGAGAGUAUCGACAGCAAUAGGCGCAACGGAGGAAAAAGACCCCCCUACAUGGUGGUGAACGACGACCACAGCGGCUUUUUUACGGUCCAGUACGAGUGCGUGAGGAGCUGGCGGCUCGCCCUCGCCGCCGUGGAGCAGGGCGUCCUGAACGAGUGCGAGACGAUGGGGUUCGUCCACGACCUCGUCAUCGCGCUCCACGAGGGGGUGCUGCUCGAUCGCCGGGCGGCGUGCUUGACGAUCGCUGGCGCGCGCGGCAGAGGCGGUGGCGGUGAUCUGCAGUGCGACGUACCGUGCCUCUUUUCCCGCCUCGAGGAGGUGGUGCGGCUGCUAGACCGCGGCCACCCUGCCUGGUGCACGGGGCAGCUGUUCCUCUGGGAGCUGCUCGUCAUGUGCGCCUCGAACGUCCUAGGCGAGGUCUACGAGCUGUCCCGCAGGAGGCGUGAGGCUGCCCUGGUCCAGAAACGCUUACGAGACACCCUCGAGUUCGAGAGACUCGUUGCCGUGACCGGGGGCGGCAACAGCGAGGCGGGCUCCGCACAAGAGGAGGGCGGAGCGCCGCGUCCACACGGAGAGAGCGGCCGUGACUGUACCCCUGAGGGAGAGGGGGCAACGACCGUUCCGGCGAUGGUGCCACCGCCGCGGCCGCCGGUCCUGGACAGCGAGGUCGCGUCCGCAGCGGAACGCCUGCGCAACAUCACCGCCGACGUCGAGCGGGCUUCCGCGGUGGUGGAGGGGCACGCCGAGUGGUACGCGGAGCGGGCCGUGUUCGGGGAGGAGCGGGCGAACGAGGGCCUCCAGUCCCUGCGAGCCAUGCAAGACCGGCUGGACAGGAGUCGGGCUCAGCUGGCGUGGGCUCAGCAGAACGGAGUGCUCGAGGCUGCUGUGGUUUGAGAACUCUGGAGAGUUCAUGAUUUAACGGACCCCGGGUAGGUUUUUGACUCCCGAGAGGAUUCGUCGGGCAAACCGUAUUCCUAGUGCGCUACUGCAUCCGUAUUGUCUGUACAAAUAAAUACGUUAGUUAGGAACGCGUUCUGUACAUCGUUGUAAAGCAACAGUAUCUUGAUAUCUCGCGUUAGUCCAUGUUUAAAGUCAUUAUCAUCCCCAUUUACUUGUUGUGACCGGGAGUUCGGUAAAUCCCAGGAAUUGAGCGUGCCUCUAUGCCAAGAAGGCCUGGGGUUCGCCGUCGUUCGGAGAUGCCGUCAGUUCACACCGACCAGUCGUGCCAAGGCCCGAAGAUCCACGUGUAGAGUAAUGAAGAAACGCAGACACCCGCCAGGGCCAAAACUUAAAAGUGGGUCGUGGGGGGAGGUUACUUUUGGUGAAGCGAACAAUUUUUUUGUGUUGUUUUAUUUACUAACGCCGAACCGAGUCAGUUUCGCCAGGGGCAGGCAUAUCAAUGUUGGGGGGGGCGUACUUAUGUUUUGUGUGCCUCAGCUGUUAGAUCAUUGACCACGCGUCCUGGAGAGGACGGAGUAGGUUGGGGGGGAGGGUAGAGCUACAACGGUGUUCAGAUGGUGCAUGUUCAGUAGGUAGUGCUUCAACAGAGUGUUGAGAUAGAAGACGAAUGAGCCGAACACGUCCC
Molecule: messenger RNA, 3986 nt
Organism: Ectocarpus sp. CCAP 1310/34
Lineage: Eukaryota; Phaeophyceae; Ectocarpales; Ectocarpaceae
Source: the annotation of a GenBank genome assembly